This is a messenger RNA of Thunnus maccoyii (southern bluefin tuna), 656 nucleotides long. RefSeq names its product chemokine (C-C motif) ligand 36, duplicate 1 (gene ccl36.1). The coding region runs from base 108 to 383 and encodes 91 amino acids. The transcript is spliced from 3 exons. The record is from RefSeq and is a predicted model, not a curated record. Gene Ontology annotation, molecular function: chemokine activity; CCR chemokine receptor binding. Gene Ontology annotation, biological process: chemokine-mediated signaling pathway; cellular response to interleukin-1; G protein-coupled receptor signaling pathway. NCBI's taxonomy places the organism in Eukaryota, Metazoa, Chordata, Actinopteri, Scombriformes, Scombridae. Gene Ontology annotation, cellular component: extracellular region.
AGCUCAACACCACACUACCUUUUGUUUAGUAGCCCUUUACUGCAGGUGAAGAGCAGCUGUGAUAUUAAUCUCUAUCAGCAUCAUCUCCAGAGGAACAUCGAGUCAUCAUGAGGACAAGUCACAUGCUUCUGUUCUGCAUCCUGGGAGCUGCACUGCUUUCCUCAGUGAUCUGCAACAGCGCAAAUGGUCCUGAUGACUGUUGCUUCAAAUUCUACCCAAGAAGAGUGAACAAAAACUUAAUCCAGUCAUAUUAUAUGACUGAUUACCGCUGCUCAAGGACCGGAGUCAUUUUGGUGACCAGAAAGUCUCGUCACAUCUGUGUGGAUCCCAAUCUCUCCUGGGUUGAGAAAAUCAUGAAAAGUCUGGAUGAAGCAAACUUGUAAACCAGCUCCCUGUCUGGAAAAAGCCUCGCCCCUCUGCAAAGUUACUUUUGUUGCUUUAAUAAAUGCAAAUGUUUGACAUUUCAUUUAAAAUAUGGUAAUGAUUUUGGUAUUAAUGUGCAAACCUGCCUUGAGUAAUGAACUAUUUAGCUUUCAAAUGGAAUCAUUUUGAGCCUGAAUUGGCUGAUAUAUCUUUUAAUAUGUUCUAAAUGCUUUGUAAUACCUACAAUAUCAUAUAAACCUCACAUAAAUACAUUAAAUAAUAUGAAACUUUCA